AUGCUCAGCCGAUUUGUUUCCAAGCGGGCCUUCUCGGUCUCCACCCAGGUGUCCAAGUCCAUCAUCUCCUACAACGGCAACACCAUCGAGAUCCCCGAGGAGUACACUAAGCAGGCUCCCAACCGAGACUCCACCUGGGCUCCUGCUCAGGCCUCCAAGACGGAGAUCUACAAGAACAACAUGGUCCGAUUCGAGCAGAAGGAUCUCAGCAAGCAGCCCAUGCCCUACGCCGGUAUCGAGCUCAUUGCCCAGCAGCCCGUCCGGUUUGUCCAUGGCAACACCGCUGUUUGCGACGGAGCUAACCACAAUGGCCCUGGUGCCCAGGGUCACCCCAAGAUUUUUAUUAAUGUGGACGCCCCCGGCUCUCAUGCUUGCCAAUACUGCGGCACCAGAUACGAGAAGGAGCACUAG
Messenger RNA from Yarrowia lipolytica CLIB122, 411 nucleotides. RefSeq lists its product as uncharacterized. Lineage: Eukaryota; Fungi; Ascomycota; Dipodascomycetes; Dipodascales. Gene Ontology annotation, biological process: mitochondrial electron transport, NADH to ubiquinone. The record is from RefSeq and is a predicted model, not a curated record.